Ramularia collo-cygni is the source of this 6855-nucleotide messenger RNA. RefSeq lists its product as uncharacterized. The coding region runs from base 1 to 6855 and encodes 2284 amino acids. The record is from RefSeq and is a predicted model, not a curated record. Gene Ontology annotation, molecular function: mRNA binding. Lineage: Eukaryota; Fungi; Ascomycota; Dothideomycetes; Mycosphaerellales; Mycosphaerellaceae. The transcript has a single exon. Gene Ontology annotation, cellular component: THO complex part of transcription export complex. Gene Ontology annotation, biological process: mRNA processing; mRNA export from nucleus.
AUGCCGCCUGGCAAGCGAAAGCGGAACGAACCACAGCCGUCUGAAGAUGAAGGUCCAGGCAGACCAUCUCCAUACAAGCCGGCAGAGAAGAGCAGCGCUGCUGCGUCUACAUCAAGGCGCGCAUCUCGAGGCAAGGCUGUGGAUGUGGAAGACGAGGAAAUGGCAAAUUCCGCGGCGGGUACACCAGCAGCCGAUACUGUAGCACACACAAACGGAAACCAUGCUGUCAACGGGAAGCAGCAACAUCGCUACGUACACAUCACCGAUGAUGUUGUAUCGACAUGGGCAGACUCUGGAGCCCAGACAGUGCUCAGCUCUGCCUCCAGUUCCGACGACAUGGCAAUCAAUGAUGUGCUUUUGGRGCUUGUACGAUCUGCACUUGAUGGUCGUUUGACCGGCAAGCAGGCGGGUCUCUUUGUACGCGACCUCAUCACGGCUCAACAAGAUGUCGACGUGACCUUCAUCUUCAUCAAUACAAUCUCAUUCUUGUACGAGGCAAACCACAAAGGACCUGGUCUUGCAGAGAUGAUUGCGGCGACCGGUAUCGAUCAGCAAUUACUACGCCAGGAACUCGACAUUCCUAUGCUACAAGAACUUGAGCUUGUCAGGAGUACAUUCGAGAGGGUGCGCACCCGUAAGACUACAAAUGCACUCUAUCGACAGGCAAAUUUCAAUCUGCUCCGCGAGGAGAGCGAAGGCUAUGCCAAACUCAUCACCGAAUACUUCAACACCGCCMAGGAGGCCAGCAGUCGGCGGGAUGAGGAUCCAUACAUGGCGGAAGAGGCAUUCCAACGGGUAAAGGCAUUGGUGGGAGCCUUUGACCUCGACACCGGCAGAGUGCUGGACAUCACCCUCGAUGUCAGCGCCAACCUGUUGGUCAAGGCUUACCCGUUCUUCAUCAAGUUCUACCGCGCUAGCAGUUGGUGGCCUGACAAUGAACAACUUGAUAACAUCAAGUGGGAGGAUCAGGGUUUCAGCUCGCUACCAAAUUGGGCACUUCCUGGCUCUGGGAGGUCAGCCUCCAGCGAUGAGGAUAAAGAGCAAAUGGUUAAGCUGAGAGAAGCUCGCGAUGUUCUCUUCUGGCAGCGCGUGCAAGAGGUCGGUAUGAAUGCAUUCUUCGAGCUGGGAGCGAGGAAGAUUGUAGACUUUGAAGCCAUCCUCCCUCUACUAUCAACCGAAGCUCAACCCGAGCUGGAUUCUCGGGGCAAGGAAAGCAACUCCAACAAGCGACAGCGUUUGAAUGAGGAUCGCAAGUACAUGCAUGAGACGAAAUGCUUGCCACCUUCUGGRAAUUACGAUGCCGCACAGCUACUCGGCUUCAAGCUGCGAUUCUACGCCUCUUCGGCGCGCGACGCCACCGACUCACUUCCCGAUAAUGUCAUCUACCUAGCCGCGCUCCUCAUCAAGAUUGGCUUCAUUUCCCUUCGAGAUCUCUACCCACAUCUCCACCCUUCGGAUGAGGAGAUGAAGGGGGAGAAGAGCCGGCUUGAAAAGGAAAAGGCUGACAAAGAUGCCAAAGAUCGUCCAGGCGGAGGGAUGAACGCUCUGUUGAUGGCCGGCGCUCUCGUGGACGACCUUGCUCCACCAACGCGCGGGUCUCGAAUCGACAAGGAAAAGAGCGGCGGUGCCACACCAGCACAAGAGAAGAAGGAAGAUGCCAAGGAGGAGUUGCCAACUCCUGCAAACCAAAAGUUGUUGCUCCUUCGAGCUCUGCUUCUCAUCGGUGCAAUCCCCGAGGCACUCUACAUUCUGGGGCGCUUCCCAUGGCUCGCAGAUGUCGACAUAUCCUUACCUCCGUUCCUCCUUCGAAUUGCCAAACAAAUGCUGAGCAAAGUUGCUGCAUCCCUCAAACCCCUGGAUGGACGAGUAGGACUUUCAGACUCCAAAGAUCAGCUAGUUGACACAACUCCGCGACCCGAUGGCACCCUUUCAGUCACAACAAGACCAACGAAAAAGGUCACCAGAUGGCUGCACAACGACUGCUUCGACAAGGACGACGGACUCGAGUACAAGCAUUAUUACGGAGACUGGAGCGACAAUGUGCCGAUAUGUCAGAAUCUUGACGACGUCUUCCUCUUGUGCAGCACAUUCCUUGGCUUUCUUGGGGUCAAGAUUGGACAAGACGUCGAGCUCUACGGCACCCUGCUGCGACUCGCUCACAAGAGCAUGUCAGAGGAUUCAUCAACCUCAAAUCAUGCUCGAUGGCUAGAUCUGAUGAAGCGUUUGCUCGUUCCCGCCUUGAGCUGCUCAAAGCACAAUCCUCAGCUCGCACAGCAGGUCUUUGAUCUUCUCCGCUUCUUCCCAACAUCCACCAGGUACAAUGUAUACGCCGAGUGGUUCACCAGCCGAAAAGUCACAACCAUGCCAGAGAUGAAGACAGCCCUUGCACGGAAUUUGGCAGAAGUCAAGGAUGUCCUCCGCCGGGUAUCCAACGACACUGGCAAGAAGCAAUCACGAGCACUGGGGAAGGUGUCUUUGGCUUCUCCUGGAGUGGUCAUGGCAGAAAUGAUCAGCCAGCUGGAAAAUUACAGCAACAUGAUCCCGGCCUUGGUUGAGUGCACUCGCUAUUUCUCCUCUUUAGCCUACGACGUCUUGACGUGGUCUCUGAUCAACUCUCUUCGCGGCGCUGGUCGAAGCCGCAUCCAAGCAGACGGAAUGCUCACAAGCCCUUGGCUUCAAGCUUUGUCACAAUUCGUUGCGGCACUAUUCACACGCUACACGCAUCUCAACCCAUCGCCAUUACUGCAAUACCUUGCAUCCGAGCUACGGGUUGGGAACUCUACAGAUCUGGAAAUGUUCGAGCAAAUGCUGGCGGAAAUGGCAGGCAUUCGUUCUGAUGUCGAGUUCAACGAUUCUCAAGUCGUUGCCAUGGCAGGUGGAGAACUAUUGCAAAGCCACAUCAUGCAACAGCUGUCCGAUACGAGACAUGUGAAAAAGGCGUCCGCCAAGCGGCUGAUCAAGGCUCUUUCAGAACCAGGACUCAUCGGCCAGUGCCUGGUUGCAAUCGCUCAGGAACGCCAAAUGUAUCAGCAUCGCACCAAUGAGACCCAGCUUUCAAUCCCGAAUGCCACGACCAUGCCAUUGAAAGUACUUGGCAACAAUGUCGACAAGAUCCAAGCAGUCUUUGCGCAAUACCUUGACGUGUUGAGGAAUAAUUUGAAGCCGGAAGAGUUUGAAGCAUCAGUACCAAAUGCCAUCAGCUUGGUUGAAGAAUUCGGCUUGGAGCCAGGAGUUGCGCUGACAAUAUGUCGUGUUGCUUUGCGGGGCCGUAUGGAUGAUAUUGAUCGAACGCGGAAACAAGAGGAGCGAAAUGAGAAAAAGGAGAAGAUUGCGCAGGAUCUUGUGGACGCAGGUGGCGAUGCAGCCAUGAAGGAUGUUGCAGAAAAUGCAAUUGCCGAGGCAGCUGCAACAACUCCAGAAGAGGCAGUCAACAACACCAGCUCGGCGACAUCAAGCCCGUGGCAUCCCGUACUCGAGCCGGUCAUCGACGGUCUGUCCAGCAUACUACCUGACCUGGGUACGAGGGUCAGCUUGCCAUUCUACGUCUCCUUCUGGACUUUGUCCUCUGGAGAUGUUCACGUCCCCAUCGACAGCUACAACCACGAAGUCGCGAGAUUGGAGCAUCAAAUCAAAGAAAUCAUGAAUGAUCGUUCCGAUGUCAGCGCAAUCGCCUCUAGAGAACGCGACCGCAAGCGCAAGGUCCUUCAGGAGUGGUACGAUAAGCUGAAAAGCGAGCCCGCACAGCAACUGGCUGCGUUCAUCGACGUUCGAAAGCGAAUCAGCAAAGGUGAAAACCUCCAUUGGUUUUCCAACAACCUUCACGAGACAAAAGCCGAGAAAGAUGCCAAGUAUAUUGGACUCUUGCAGGAGUGCUUCAUCCCGCGAGCCAUUCUUUCAUCAGUCGAUGCGCACUUUUCUUUCCUGAUGCUGAAGCUGAUGCACGAUAACGCCACGCCUGGCUUCAGCCUGAUGCAUCUCAUUCACCACUUGUUCAAGAAGAAUGAACUGGCGGCUUUACUUUUCCAGUGCACUGCCAACGAAGCGCAGCACCUCGCACGCUUCCUCUGCGAGACUCUCAAGAUGCUUCAUCGAUGGCACGCAGACAAAGCCACGUAUGAAAAGGAGGCACUUGGCGAUAAGACGAAGCUGCGAGGCUUCGUCAUCACCUUUGAUGAGAGUGGGGAGCCAAAGACUGUUCUGGAGUUUGAAAACUUCCGCCGAAUCUUGUACAACUACCACAUUCACAUCAACGGUGCUCUCCUUGCUUGCUUCCAAUCAGGCGAGUACAUGCACAUUCGUAAUGGCAUCAUUACCCUCAAGGGAAUUCACCAGGUGUUCCCAGCGGUCAAAUUCAUGGGCAAGGCAUUGUAUGAGAACGUUCAGAAAAUAUCUGCCGAAGACCCGCGUUCGGAUCUCAAACUUGCAGCCAUGUCGUUGCUCGGUCCUCUCAAGAACCGAGAUAAGCACUGGGUACUUCCACAAGCCUUUAGGCUUAACGAUCCGAAAGAUGCUGCGAAGCCCGGAAGCAGGCCAGCUUCUGCUCAGCCAGAGAAUGAUUCCGCCGAGCCAAAGCUCAGUGCAACGGCGCCUGAGUUCAAGCCAUCGGUGUCGCACUUGACGAAUGGGAGAAAAGAGUCAACGGUGGGUGGCAGAGAGGAUGGUGAGAUUGAGGAUGCCAAGGAUGGGGAUACUGAGAUGAAGGACGUCAAGAGCGAGAAUGAAGAAAAGUCCUCCUCUGCUGGCAUCGCAAAGGACAAAGCGAAAGCAGAGUCCAAGCCGUCUACACCAGCGCCAGGUCGUUCCCGACCCCCUCCAAGCGCGGGUGUACCGCCCAGAUUAGAGUCAUCCCGACCAGCUUCCACCCAUCAAAGCAAUUCGAGAGGGCCUCCACCUAACCUGCCAUCUCGUCCAGAGGCCGGACCGCCACAAGCUCCAUCGUCUGCUUCGGGCAGAGGAGGUAGGGGAUUGCCUGGUCGUCCAGACGAUCGAUCGGUUGGCAGGCUUGAUCGUCCACCUGAAGCCCGACCUCUUUCUAGAGAUCACUCACCGCCCGGUCAUCGCAGCCGUGGAAGAACACCUCCUGGUGUUGGAAGGUCAUACUUCGAGCGGCCCGUCGAUCGUCCCGGACCAGACAGCCGUGGUGGGCGUGAUGACGGAUGGCCUGGAUCUCGUAGAGAACCUCCGCCGCAGCACUCACGACCCCACAAUGAGACUCGUGAUCGCCAUGAGCACGGUCGGAUGGCUGAAGCUAUCCAUCCCGAUAGAAUGGGGCAUGUCUCCGCAGUACACGGCAACUCUUCGCCGCGACCUGCUUCCAGAGCGCCAGCACCUCCUCAGGCACCUCCCACUGCUGUUGCCCAUGGUGUUAACCCUGAGCGCUUGGCGUUAAUCAACAACGACUCGACAUCCAACUCUUCCAGCCCUCGGGGAGGUCGAGAUGUGGAGAGAGAUCAGCGAAGGGAGAGAGAGCCGAGAGCAGAACCCGGGGCGCCGCCUGCAUAUCCACCGCGCUCUGAAAGUCGACAGAGCGGGAGGGGUUCUAUCGAUGCUCCACCACGUUCGGAUCACCAUCACGACAAACGUGGCGGCAAAUUGAACAAUCGUGAGAUGGGACCACCGCAGACAGAGUCGAGUUAUGGGCGACUCAACACUUCGGAUGCUCCGUCUGGGCCUAGGCAGCCCAACGGUCCAAGUCGUGGCGGGCGCAACUUUACCGCGCCUCCGCUUGGACCUCGUGCAAAUGAUGUGCCCUUGCCUUCGCCAACCACCUCACGCGCUCCCGAACCUGCUCCAUCGCGGGGAGGACUUUCUCGCCAUUCAAGCGGGCACAAUGAGCGACACGCCGCAGCGCCCUCCACGCCAAGUACUCCGGUCCUUGAAUCUGGGCCUUCCGUUCACCCAAGUCGAUUGCCUCACUUGGGUCAAACAUCCCAGCCAUCUCCAAUUCAGACAAAGUUCCCGACGCCAAAUGCACCGCGGAGCCUCAGCUCUCCAACAUCGGCUGCACCUUCUGGGCCACGUGGAACUGCACGUGGCGGACCUCCCUCUGGCACGCCGACAGGACCUGCUCCCGCCCCUCCGUCCGGGCCUGCAGGAUCCGGCCAAAUACGUCGGCAGCAUCAAAGUAUCAACAGUAUCACCGGCGCUACGUCAGCAUCCUCUGGGCAGGGCGUCAGUUUUAGAGGCGCUGCACGCCAAUCAAGUACUGCCGGUCCGGCAAAGGGUCCUCGUGCAGCAUCAGUGGUUUCAGCCGGUAUGGAUGGCCCUCCAAGCCGCCCACAAUUCGAUGAGCCUUCCACAGGGCCAUCUCACGGUCGUCCCGAUCUUUUUGGAGCAAAACCUGACGACUCUGGACAUCGACGUCGCGAAGAUGAUCGUCAGUACAGCAGCCGUGACCCGAGCCGUGAUAGGCGACCCGAUGCAGGUGAUUCUCAAUUCAUCAGGCAACCACCUGUACCGCCUCCACCACCAGGUCCACCCCCGGGAGCUCCAGAUCGACGUGGUCCUCGUGAUGAGCGUAGACCACACGAUGAGAGGGCUUCUAGGGAUAACCAGCACAGACCGAAUGACCGUCGCAGUUUAGGUGGUGAGAGACAGCAACGUUCGGAUGAGCCGCACAAUCGUCGUCCGCUUCCAGAUGCUCAGCCAGGCUGGGAUCAAGGUAGGAACAAUUCAGGCCCGCCUAGGGAGGCAUUCAGGGGAGGACAAGGCCCACCACGUCGGGAAGAUGAUCGAAGAGAAUCCAGAGGUCCUCGUGAUGAUGCCAAUCAGGCGCCGCGUGGUAGGAAGCGAGGAAACGAUGAACCCACCUUUGAUGGAAAUGGUCCGAAGCGAAGACAAAGUGGCCGAACUUGA